Achroia grisella is the source of this 2427-nucleotide messenger RNA. Its product is annotated as transmembrane protein 164. The transcript has 6 exons. The record is from RefSeq and is a predicted model, not a curated record. Bases 86 to 946 code for a protein of 286 amino acids. Lineage: Eukaryota; Metazoa; Arthropoda; Insecta; Lepidoptera; Pyralidae.
AACUGUCUGUGUAAAUCGAUCUGAAUUUCUUAAUUUAAUUAUUAUAUUAAUUAUGUUCUACACACAUUGAAUAAUAUUUUAUAAUAUGUUUGAGUGGGCUUACAGUGGUGCUAACAAAGCCGUACCCAGAAAUGUGGGGCCCGAAUGUGCUUAUUUUUUAUCUCCACUUAGACAAAUAAUUGAGACUGUUAUUGUAACAACUAUCUGCAUUUAUAUUUUAAUCAAAACUUAUCCAAGAUUGGAAAUACCAAAGGAAAUCAAUUACAUAAAAAAUGACAGAGGUGGUAAAAGAUUAUUAGUUAUUCUUCUAGCCUUACUAUGGGGUAUGGAAAUUGGCUUUAAAUUUGCAUCUCGAACCGUUAUAUAUCUGUUAAAUCCAUGCCAUGUAACAACUUUAAUACAAAUAUAUUUGCUAGCUGCCCCACCAAGCAAGACAGUAACUGGUUUAUUUCGUAUUCAUUUGAAUUUAUUAAAUGGCCCUCUCUUAGCAUUUUUGUUUCCUGAAACAGCUUCACGAACGAUUUUAGCAGAAGCUGCAUUAUAUUGGAUACAACAUGGAAUGAUGUUUGUAAUACCCUAUUAUCUAUUAAGAAUUGGUGGUGUUUAUAAUGUAGAACCCAUAUGGGAUUUCAAUUGGGCAAUCUUCAGUUAUAGUUUAAAUCUUUUGUACCACUUCAUUGUGUUACAAAUUAUUGCAAUCCCUGCGCAAGUAAAUUUGAACCACAUGCUCUGUCCCGCAAUAUUGGAUCCAUUUGAUGGCCCCUGGUAUCGUAUCGCAGCUGUUAUACACCAAGCGCUACUUUGUCCACUCCUCUGCAAAACAUUCUGCAUUGUUGCAGAUUUUUGUCUUACGAAAUUCCCACCGACGAAAGUGAAACCUCAUAUGAAAGAUAACUUGCAAGAUCUGAAACCCGACGAUAAGUUAAACAAACGGCAUAAUGACUAGUGGUUGUAUAUAUUUUUUUCUCUUUGCGGCUGUAAUCCCUGUCAGGGUAGCCAGAAUUUAUUGUAUAAAAUUGCCUAUUGUAGAAAAGAACAAUAUUUCAUCGCGUCCAUUUAGUUUGAGUGAUUAUAGUAGAAGUUAAGAUUGAACAAUAAUUUAUUUUAGAUUAUGAUAAAUCUAAAUGAUGCUGAGUUAUAGAAAUAUAUAUUAAAUGGUAGGUAUAAUGCACGCAAAUUGAAUUUCUUAAUACUAAGGCGCAACACGUUAUUAUGACGAGAUUGUUUUUGUGUUAUUAAGCCUAUCUAUCAAUGUUGUUGGAUUCCAACAUCGGGAUAGGCUGUUUGUAUAUCACUUGCCUUGCUGCCAUAACUUAGUAGUAAUUUAAAAUAGGUAUGACAUGUGUUAUAUGUUAUCAAAGUUUUUAAAUGAUUCUUAUUAUAUUUCAAAUUUGUGAGAAAAUCAUAUUUACCGAUUCGAAGGUAUAAUACCUUUAUUAUUUUUGAUUUUAUAAAAACAAUAGGAACGUCGUUAUUCGGAUUUUGACGCAUUUACAUAUAUUUAAUAUCAAAUAUUAUGACUUUACUACCUACUUAAUAAUAUAUGAUGAAUAUUCUAUAUUCUAAUCUCAGACUAACCAAAUAGUGCUUAUAUAUGUAACAAAGAGCAUAGUUAGGAUAGGAUGCUGGUCAUGGAAAAGAAAAAGCAAGAACAUAUUUCUGCUACAAUAACGAAAUUAAUGGAACAAAAUAUACAUAUAUCCUGUCAAAAUAAUCACCCCCAAUGAUUGUAUAUAUACAUAUACGUGUACGAGCAAUGUAGUGAAUAUAUGACAAUCGGUAAGGUAAAGAUACCAAAGUAAAGGUAUUUAAAUCCCUGUAUAGGGCAAACUAUUGUAGAUUGAUAAAAAAAAAACCCAAGAAACAGAAAUUACGAGUUUAUAAAUAGUAAUGACGUAGUACAUUACUAUUUAUAAACUCGUAAUUUCGUAACUAGCGGCAAAAUAUAAAAUCGCGUUGUUUUUAUAAGGAAGAGUGAAAAUAUGAAAGUUCAUGACAAUCACAGAGAUAUUUUAUUUACGCUUAGAUCAAGGGUCUCAGGUGAUGCACAUAAUCGAUCGCGAUCUAUCAACCUUUAACUAGGAACACAUGGAAGUAACUCUACGCACAUAAUGACGUUCUUAUAAAUACUUACAUGCGAUCGCGUUUUGUGUAACGAACCGCCUCACGUCAUCAUCGCCAUCGCCUAUAUAAUAACUCCAAUUUUGUAAAAACCAAUUAUAGGUAGGUACCUCCUUCGAUAAAAUUCUGAAGGUAGGCUAAUGGUAAUGAUAAUAAUGAAAUGCAACAUACGCCUGUGAUAGCCGAUCAUCAGUGAAAGUGGAAUCCUGAACUAUAUUAAAUACUAAGGGUAGGUACAAUAGGAAUAUAGCAAACUUUAUACUGGACGCAUCAAUGGAAAGUAAUGAUGUAUGAGCUGCUUGAGAC